CAUCUUUUGUAUCCGCAUGUUGAAAUUUUUAUGGAUAUUUUUAAUUGUGAAACUAUUUUUACAAAAUCUGAUCAAGAGUGCAUCGUUUCCAGAGCAGUAACCAGAUGGGAGAUAACAACCUCGGUAAAGAGGACAAUGACCUGCAAAGAGCCAUAGCCCUCAGUCUGGAACAGCAGUCCAAGGGUGCGGCUGUGGGGGGAGGGGGAGAAAACAACCGGAGUGAUGAAGACACUAUGGGCGAAAGCAGCAUGGGGGGUGGGGCCAAAAGAGUGACGUGGGGAGAUAUGCGGAUAUCGAAUGAAGACACUGACAUCAACAAGGCGUUGGAGGAGAGUCUUAGGACUAGUAAACUAGAGAAUGCCAGUCUGUAUGCUUUCGACGGCGAUCCCAAUGAACGGAAGAGAUGUUCAAGUGAGUGGCCCCUAGGACUGCAGAACAUAGGCAACAGUUGUUGGUUCAAUUCAGUCAUCCAAGCUCUCUUCAACAUCAGUGCAUUUCGCAACCUCGUGCUUAACUUCAACCCACCCCUCAAUGCAGCCCCGACCGAAAGCGCGAAGAAGAAGUUCCAGUUCAUGAAGGAGCUCAGAACCCUCUUUGCAUAUCUCAUUGGCAGCUCUAGGAAAUACGUGAACCCACGCAGAUCGGUCGAAAUAUUCAAAGGAGCGUUUGAGGGUAGUGCAUAUAGUAACACACAGCAAGACGUGACUGAAUUCACCAGCAAACUCUUGGAGUGGGUCGAAGAAUCACUGCAAAUUUACAAUUCAGCUCUGGAACAGUCAUCGCAACUAAACUCAAUAGAAAAAGAAGAUCAGUCGACGACAUCAUUAUUUUCGGACAAUUCAGCUGAAGAGAUGGUGUCUCCAGAUCAAUUAAAGGGCAUAUUUUAUGGAGAGAUUGAGACUCACGGACUCACAGAUAGGAAUGAGGAGUUCCAAGCCAAAGAGGCCUUCAUCCAGGUGCCUCUGCAAGUGCGUGGAUUCCAGACACUCUACGACAGCAUAGAUGCCAGCCUGCAGUCAGAGUUCACAGCCAGCAGUUCGCGUGGGGAACAGUGGAUUACAAAGGUUCCACGAGUGGUGAUUCUGAACUUGAACAGAUUCAUCUACAACCCCAGCUCACAGAGGACGGAGAAGAUACAUGACAGGUUGCAGUUCCCAGAAGUGCUCUACUUGGACAGGUUCCUCCUCCGAAACCAAAAAGUCACAAGGGAGAAGAGGAAACGGGUGGGCGAGUUGAAGGCUAAAUUGAAUGUACUAAACUCUCAGCUGAACCACUUGCAAGAGUUCGGAUCCAAGGCAAUACCCCUGAAGGACGGACUGCAGUGUGUACUGGACUAUGCUUCCACCCUAGACAGAUCAGCACAUGCAGACGAUAGGAGUUUGAGUAAUUAUAAAACGACAGGGGACAGCCACUUAACAUAUAGCAGUUUACAGAGUGAAGAAAUGAGAUCUCCCGGGAAGAAUUCGUCUUCGUCACUAUGUGAUGAUAUGCAAAUUGACUUGCAAGAUGACUUCACAAGUAGCGACAAUACCCUUUCCACUGUGGCGUCUUCUGAUGCGUCAGACAUAAGGUCCGACAGUGUGAAAACUGUCAUUAGCACACUAACAAUGUGGAAAAGCAAAGUGGCGAGACAAAUACAAGAUUUGCAGGCGUCCAUCCAGGAAUUGACCAAUCAAAUUGACGCAAUGUAUAACCAGGAUUCCCUCAAAACGAUGCCGUACAAGUUGCACGCAGUGCUUGUGCACGAAGGAGAGGCACUUUCGGGUCAUUACUGGUGCUUCGUGAAGCAGAGGGUGAGCGACUACAGCAACGCCCAAACGCCCGCUUGGCUUAAGUUCAACGACACCCAAGUCAGUUGGGCCGACAAGUCUCACAUGCAGACGGAGUCCUUCGGAGGAGGCAGUGGCAGAGUUGGUGGCAGUGAUAGUGGGACGCAAAAAGGCUGCCGCCAAUUGUCCUGCAGCGCAUACUGCCUCAUCUACAUCGACACCGCGUCCAAUGACAUAUUUGAAGAGACUGGAAAUGUGUGUCUGGAGUCCCUCCCUGAGGAUCUCCGCCAGACUGUUAGGGAGGACAAUGAGUCGUUUGAGAAGGAAUUGGCCAGCUGGAAUAGCAACAGCAAACUACAGGAGUCAGUCGACUUGGCCACUCUGGACGAAGGAGGAGGAGCGAAGUACUCCACGCGCAAUGCAAGCUUCGCUGUUGCAGAACGUGAUUCUAUCGCCGAGCACGGCCGUGACGAACACAGCGAGUCAUCUCAUGCUGCAGAGAAUGUGGGACUAAACCAAACGAAUAAGGAAUACGGCCUGGUUCCUAGUCAGACGCUUACAAGCUCUCCGAGGGACAAUGCAGACGUCUCUUUGGAUCAAUUAAAUGAAAGAGUCUGUAAGCUCAUGUUCGAUUUGUCGUCUAUGGAAGCGAAACAACUGGUCCAGAAAGUGUCGGCUCAGUUUGAUUCGAGCUUAGAAGGCAAUGCCUACGCGAAAGUCUCGAAGUUGUUGACAUUGCUGAAGAAAGAGAUGGACGAGAGGCUGAAUAGAGCAGAUGAAGACGGAGAUGCAGAGUGCCCGACAGUAAAGGGUGCUGUUAGCCGACUGAGACACAUAGCCUACUUGGCCAUCUCGCUCUCCCUAAACUCACUGGUCAUUAACAGAUGCAAUCUGGAGACACUGACUUACAUCGAUAGGAGCUGUUUGAGUGACGAUACGGUUGCCCUGCAGAAUGCGGCCACUCGCUUUCUGGAGAAAUGGACCUGGCCCCCGGAUGCAGAGGCAUAUGUGCAAUAUUGUCAACUGCACAGGGACUUCUUCCAACUGUUCCGGGCGGCCAGUCGCUUCUCAGACGCCUUCCUCCACUUUCAAGAGGGACGUCACAGAGCAGCCAUGCCACAGUUCAUCAAUGCGCUAGAGAUCAACUCACAAGGCGAGUAUGACCCUGGAAAGAGACUAGAUGCUGAACUGCUGUGCUACUUCCGAAGAGUCUGUUUUAUUAACUUGAACCAGGAAGCUCUAGAUCAAUUCCAGAGUGAAGACUUAAGUGAACAGAUGGAGGGAUUGCGUCUCGCUCAGGAGUUUGUGAUUCCAGUGGCCGGGUCACUGUGCAAAUCAGCAGUCAUCUCCUCCGCCGCCGGGAACUCCCAAGAGACAAGUACAUCUCAAAAUGUAGUUGAAAAUCUACAAGCUGUGGAAUACGUACGAGCUCAGUGGUUCAGUCUUUUGGCCAACGAAAUUGCCCCUUCGCUUGUAGAGAAAUUUCAAGAUGUGCUCUCAAAACUGACCGAUGAAAGUUCCUUGACAGAUCUAGCUUUCCAAGUGGACUACUCGAUUUUGAACAAGUUUGACACCGAUUUGGAACGGAGAAGUGUCGAGCAAAUAGUAAAAACUGUUUCAGAAGCAGUCGCUUACAAGAGCUCUAGAAGUGACACAAUUAUGGAAGUCCAAUAGUUUUAAUUUUUAAUCCAAAAAUGGAUUUGAGAAUCAAAUUUGAUGCUGUUGUAAUUUUUCUUUUGAUGCUUAGCUUUUGUAUUUUUACUUGUCAAUAUAAUUGUGAAUAA
Messenger RNA from Symsagittifera roscoffensis, 3553 nucleotides. Its product is annotated as ubiquitin carboxyl-terminal hydrolase 25-like. Gene Ontology annotation, molecular function: proteasome binding; cysteine-type deubiquitinase activity. The transcript has 16 exons. Lineage: Eukaryota; Metazoa; Xenacoelomorpha; Acoela; Convolutidae. The record is from RefSeq and is a predicted model, not a curated record. Gene Ontology annotation, biological process: proteasome-mediated ubiquitin-dependent protein catabolic process; regulation of proteasomal protein catabolic process; protein deubiquitination. The coding region runs from base 105 to 3443 and encodes 1112 amino acids.